AUGCGACUUACUUGCCCACGAGUCAAUGAAGCGGCUGGAUGGGGUCCAAAAUCUAUCAUACACAUCCCUCCUUUAGGAAAGAGCCCAGUGCGCAGUGCAUUUCUGGAUAUCCGCCGGAGCUACAGAAAACCAGGCACGGCCAUUUUCUCCAUUGUGAUUUUUUCUGUAAUGGUGGCCGAGACUAUAAAAGCUACUGUCCUGAUCUUUGUGCUGGUACUAUCAUUUGAUUCAAGAAUUCCGAUCAUUGCGACCCGAUCCGAUGCUGUUGUUCAAUGCCGCGAUGUUGUGUUUUUCAUGCCAUGA
Molecule: messenger RNA, 303 nt
Organism: Botrytis fragariae
Lineage: Eukaryota; Fungi; Ascomycota; Leotiomycetes; Helotiales; Sclerotiniaceae
Exons: 2
Coding region: 1-303 (100 amino acids)
Source: RefSeq, a predicted model, not a curated record